Entamoeba dispar SAW760 is the source of this 1506-nucleotide messenger RNA. RefSeq lists its product as uncharacterized. Gene Ontology annotation, molecular function: protein binding. Lineage: Eukaryota; Evosea; Mastigamoebida; Endamoebidae. Gene Ontology annotation, biological process: cellular response to UV-B. Bases 1 to 1506 code for a protein of 501 amino acids. The record is from RefSeq and is a predicted model, not a curated record. Gene Ontology annotation, cellular component: Cul4-RING E3 ubiquitin ligase complex. The transcript has a single exon.
AUGACAACAUUAACCUAUUUAAACCUUGAAAAUAACCAACUUGAAAAAGUUCCAAUAAUUACUCAAUUAAAUAAUUUAAAUAUUUCUGACAAUCCUCUACUAAAUGAUAAACUUAAUUUUAUUCACCUUCGUCAAAUGACAUCUCUAACAUCAUUAACAAUAAAUCCAUCAACAGUUAAACAGAGAGUGUCUUUACAAGAACUUAGCUCUUGGUUAGAUGAAAUUAUAGAAUUUGAAAAUUCAAAAAAGAAAGGUUCUCAAAGACUUAAACUCUUAAAAGCACAAAGAAACUAUCUUAAUAAAGUUUUAUCAUUCACUAAUCCAACUACGAGAUAUUGUGAUGUUUAUACAAAGCUGUUAUUGGUAUUUUUACCUUAUAUCAAAGAAUUUAACUCAACUCUAAUAACUAUGAAUACAAAAGUAGAAUUAAAUCAAUCUAUAUUAGAUACUUUCCAAUUCAGAAAUGAAAUUAAUUUAAUUAGUCAAUUAGAAACAAGAAUACAAGGGAAUUCUAAAAAUAUUAAAUUAGGUAUUUCUUCUCAACUUUCUUAUUCAAGACUUGAACGAAUCUUUCAUACUAUUAAAGAUCCGAGACAAAUAGAUUUUUCAUUAAUUAAUCCAGGUUCUAUUGCAUUAACUACGAAAAAUGGAAAAUUGUUUGUAGGAUGUAUUCAUUCAGAAAAACUUAUAGAAUAUGAAACAGUAUUUGAUUCACUCACACUAGGUCUCAAUUGGGGAAAAACUUUAAAUACAAGUUCAAAAAUAUUGGUUGGUUCAUUAGAUGGAAUGGUUUCAUUAUUUGACACAAACACUAAAUACUCACUAAAAACAAUUGAUAAUUUACAAAGAGUUUCAUCUUUAUCAAUCAAUUGUGAUAGUUCUAAAUUCAUUUCUUCAGGAUAUGAAAAUAAUAUCUUUGUAUUUAAUUUUGAAACAAUGCAACUCCAUAGAGUUCUUGGAGGAUUUCAUAAUGACAUAAUUAAUGUUGCUAGCUUUAGUAAAAAGAAUCCUUCUAUUCUCUCUGCUUGUUCGUAUGAUAGAAUAGUCACUUGUUGGGACCUUAGAACACCCUGUCGUUCUCCUAUUUUACAAUUCACUGGACAAACACCACUAACAACAACAAUGUAUUCAGAUGAUGACAGUUCAAUAGUUAUUGGUGGUGAAGAUGGUUAUGUUGUUGAUAUUGAUACAAGAACAGUUAACCCAAAGUCAAUGAAGUCUGAAAGGUCUUGGCAAUCAAAAAACGCUACAAGAGCCAUAUACUCUAAUAGCAACAAUUCAAUACUCUCAAUUGAUAGUAGUGAUGUUGUUCAUGUAAAUGACAGAUUUACUGGAAAAAAAGUAACAGAUCUUAUCUUUGACUGGGACUCAUUGAAUGAACCACUUAAUGGGAAGCUUCUGUCUAUUAAGAGAGAUCCUUUUAAUGAUGAAGAGUAUUAUUUUAUUCGGUUAAAUAAACAACAAGAAGAAAAAAAUUAUUCUUUAUUGAAAACAAUAGUUAUCUAA